UCUGGUGGUGAGUGGGAGCGGGAUCCGCGGCCCCGCCGCUACAUAGGGGCGGCUGUUGCUUAGUUUUUGUCCCAGUUCCCAGCGCAGGCGGUUGCGGCGCUAGGUGUGGUGGCGCCGACGCCGGUUCCCCGGGACUUUUGGUUUUGCGGAGCGGCCCGCGCUUGCCAAGGCCGGGGGGCACGAGUGAACAUGCUUCCCGAGGGCCAGCGGCCGCGUUAGAUCACCCACAGUAUAGAAUUUAAACCUUCUCUCUGAAGUGUGUGGUAAAACUAAAGACGACGAUGAACAACUAAAGGUAGUCUAGAAUUGUGCUCACUAAUAAUACCAGGACAAAGUUAAGAGAUCGCAACUCAAGCAUACGAUUAACAUGAGGGUACAGAUGAUGAUUAGAUUUUUUUCAGAAUUUUUAUUAACUACAGUCUUUAUCCUGUUUAUUUUUCUGUGCUUUCCCACCCCUCGUUUCCCUAAGACUGCUAUGAAGAUGUUUGAUAUUAAGGCUUGGGCUGAGUAUGUUGUGGAAUGGGCUGCAAAGGACCCAUAUGGCUUCCUUACAACAGUUAUUUUGGCCCUUACUCCACUGUUCCUAGCAAGUGCUGUACUGUCUUGGAAGUUGGCCAAGAUGAUUGAGGCCAGGGAGAAGGAGCAAAAGAAGAAACAAAAACGUCAAGAAAAUAUUGCAAAAGCUAAACGACUAAAGAAGGAUUGAAGGAAUGAACAGGCUCCAUGACCAGAGGGAAAAUCAUUUGGAAAAUUACGCAGCUUUGGAAGGACCCACUAAGGUUUCUUUUUUGGAUUUCUCAACAGUAUUACUUAGCAAAGGAAAUUCGACCAAAUGGAAGAAUCAUGCUAAUUCUAACCUCAAUACUGUAGUAACUUUUAGGUUUGGGUAUAUAAGUAUGUUGGUAUCUAUUGACAGUUACUGUAAAUUAGCUUUUACUAUGGUAUAAAUUCUUUAUAACUGACUUAAUCAUUUGCCAUUUUAAUAGUUUACAUACUGAAAAAAAAAAUCCUGUGGAGAAAAUGAUUUUAGAUUAUGAACUCUCAAAUUAGCUAUUUAAAAUGGGGCCCUUUUCUAGACAGAGGAAGUCAAGAAUGAACUUGAUUCAAAGGAAGUCAAAAUUGAACUUUAUGAGGUGAAAGGUGUGCAUUGUCUAAAGAGAGAGAUACAGUAUUUUAAUCACAUCUUUUCUCAUUAUUGCUUAUUUCUUAGAAUAAUUCCUGGCUUAAAGCAAAAUAAUAAUUACUUUCUAUUUUCUGCAUUUUUCUGAUAUUUUUUGAGAAAACUGGUACUUAGCAAGACAUUCUGCAUUUUUUAAACCUUUUUUUGUCAAGAAUUGUCUUAACUAUGUAGAAUACCACCUACUGGAUAUAACAAUUUUUGUACUUAGUGAAUGCUGCCAUUUUUUUAUGGACAACUUAAGAAGAGUAAUACUAUGAUUUAUAGCUUUCAAUAAAAAUGCCAAACACUGUAGUACCUUGGAACCAGUACCUUGAAAGUAGAUCUGUAUAAUUAUGUCUUAACAUAUAAUUUUCUGAGUGUACAGACACCAUUUUUGUUUUUUAUUCCACUCUUUAUUUUGAUUUAUAUGGUAGUGUUGUCCAGUACUUUUUGGUCAAACAGGUUCAAAGCAAAAACUAAAAUUUCACAUUAAAAAAAACAAAAAACUGUUAACAGUUAAGUUAUACUUUAUAACUAUUAAAGGCUUAAAAUUUGGAAAACAUUUUGUUGGCAUUGUAAUCUGGUGAAAAGGAUAAAUUAUGUCAAAGUGAGAAUGUUCUAUAAUUAGAAAUAAAAAGCUAAAGUAUG
Molecule: messenger RNA, 1807 nt
Organism: Nycticebus coucang (slow loris)
Lineage: Eukaryota; Metazoa; Chordata; Mammalia; Primates; Lorisidae
Gene: SMIM15
Product: small integral membrane protein 15
Exons: 4
Coding region: 368-706 (112 amino acids)
Source: RefSeq, a predicted model, not a curated record